UUCAAUAUGUAAUAAAAAGAGAUACAGAUAAAGAAUACGUUAACUUUAUAUUCGGAAGUGUUUAUUAAUUUUACAUGAAAUAAAUAUGUCAUCGUCCGAAGAAGAAAGUGAUCAAUUAAUGAAUUUGGAAGCUAUCCGAGAUAAAAUGUUAAAUCAACCACGAAGUGAACGUAUGCAAGUUAGUGCUUGGGAAGAUGAUGAUGAUGGAGUAGAAGCUGAACGCAAUGCAAAAGAACCUGAUGCAAAGGAAAUUCUCGCUGCAGCGGAAAAUGGUGAUUUAGACAAAAUAAAGAAAUUAUUAACAAAAAACCAUCGUUUGUUAGAAUGUACGGAUAAGGAUGGUUAUACUCCAUUGCAUAGAGCUUGUUAUGGCAAUCAUGUGGAAAUUGUAGAGUAUUUACUUCAAGCAGGUGCAAAGAUAGAUGCUAAAACUCAAGAUGAAUGGCAACCAUUGCACUCUGCAAGCUGCUGGAAUAAUGUUGAAUGUGUAGCAACAUUAAUUGCAAAUGGCGCAGAUAUAAAUGCUAAAAGUAAAGGAGAUCAAACACCUUUGCAUCUAGUAUCUGCAAGUUCUCAUAACUCUCCUGCAUUGCAACUUCUCUUAUUGCAUCCAGAUACAAAUCCAAAAUUAAUAAAUUCUAGUGGAGAUACUGCAGAACAUAUUGCAAGGAGAACAGGAAAAUAUUAUCCAAUGUUCGAAAUCAUUGAAGACUGCUUAAAUGUUAUUUGAAUCUAUUACUUAAUAUAUUCAUUAAAUAUGCUCAUAUUACAUAUAAGAUUAUGAACAUGAAAAAUUUAAGAAAUUAAAAAAAAUGUAUAAUCCUA
Molecule: messenger RNA, 825 nt
Organism: Apis mellifera (honey bee)
Lineage: Eukaryota; Metazoa; Arthropoda; Insecta; Hymenoptera; Apidae
Product: ankyrin repeat domain-containing protein 49
Exons: 3
Coding region: 86-730 (214 amino acids)
Molecular function (GO): protein binding
Source: RefSeq, a predicted model, not a curated record